CACCUUUUCCACUUCCAAGGCAGAGCAAGGUUGGGAAAAUAUAUUUCAGUCCUACUUUCUGCAUUAAAGCAACAGAAAAAUGGCAAAUUUAAGAGUCAUCAUCUUCCUGAUUUUCUUCUUGUUUCAGGUUCAAAAAGGAAUAACAACCAGAGGAGAGACUACAACUGUUAAAACAAAUACAUCAGAAUCAUCAGUGACAUGGGGCAACACAAGUUCACAAGAUGCAGGUAGCCAGCAAACUACGAGAAUCCCAGGUGUGCCUUGGCUUACUGUCUGGCAGCCAGAAAGCCAGAGGCAACCAUACUGCAGCCAUGUUUUGGAGACAAAAGUGUCAAGUAUUCCUUCAGUGACAGACACUUUCACCAUUGUACCAUCUACAGGAAGCAAAAACACAACAUUUGAAACAGUAACCUCUCAGAAGAAUGAAACAACAGUUAACACAACCACUGCUACUCAGUCAACAUUUAUCUCUGUGGCAACUACUAGACUGGCUACAUUCUCUAUGAUGUCAAUCAGCAAGGCUGAAUUAACAGAUCCUGCGUCUUCAUUACAGCCAACUUUAACUACUUCUGCAAAUGGAUCCAGUCCUUUGUCUGUACUAGCCUUUGCGGUGAUCAUCCUGAUCCUGAUCCUUGUAAUAGUUGUGGUGAUCCUCGUCAGUGUCAUCAGCCUGCGGUUUAAAUGCUGUGAUGUUCAGGAUGCAUCAAUAGAUUCAAGGAAGGCGAGAAAUGCUGCACCAUCAGAAAGCUCUCAGGCUAAUGGAGAAAAAGAGAGCAUUACUCUGGUUUCUAUGCGAACUCUAAGUACUGAAACUGCAGGACCAGAACCAUUAAUGCAGAGGUCUCUUCAGAAUGAUGCCAUUGAAGCUGGUGAGACUGAUAAAAACUUCCAACAAAUAAAUAAUACAAAGUUGGUAUCAAGAAAUUGACAGAGGCCAAUGCUGCAGAUAGGUAUAAACUCCGGAGAAGCAUGGAGCGAAUCUUACAAUGCAACAUUGUCAACUCAAUCUGUUCGUCUUCCCUAUUAGUACAUGGUUCUCCCUUUUACUUUAAAUAAAGCAAUAUCUGAAACAUUUUUACAUGCUAUUAUGGACUAAUAAGUGAACUAUAUUCCAGAGUGCUUCACCACUUGGGGAGCUAAAGUAACAUUUAUAUAAGCUGUAACUUUGUAAAUUAUUGUUUUGUUACUUAUCAUUUCUGUCAAUAGAUGUGUAAAGAAUAAUGAAGACUAAACAAGAUGAAACACUGAGAAUUUUAAGUGUAUGAUAUUUGAAUUUGUUUGAUUAUUAUACAUGUUACAGAGGCAUGUCCUCCAUUCAAAACUUUGAUUUGUUCUGAGAAGAUUAGAUUCAGAGAGGGAAAUAGAGCUUAACUUUGCUUCUAAACUUCUGUUUACCCAAUUUUCAAAUCCGUAUACACAAAAAUGCCAGUCCUGUUGUUGAAAAAACAAUUAUCUACAACUUCCAAUACGACAAAUACAUGUCGGUAAAUACAUGAAGUGGAAUACAUAGAUGUUUAAUUAAUACAUUUGGACAUAUUUAGUUCCUUCAUGACUCUAUCUCCCCAUUGCAUCAUUUCCAGUUCCUUUAGUAAGUAUAAAGUUAUUUUCUGGCAAAAAUGCAUAAAAGUAAAUGGGAUGAAUGUACCUGCAGUAGAACCUGGAUUUUUGACAGGACUCUUAUAGACCAGAUUUUGUCCUACACAGGUUCAAAAGUACGUGCAAGGUCUUGUGGAUGAGCUUGAACAUCAUUGCUUGUGAAACGUCUCAACCCAAACCUUACAAAUAAAUAAUGCAUGAAUGAGGGGCCAGUCUGGGGAUUCUCAGAUAGGAUUGGCUCAGGCCUAUCAAAAGUUUUUUUUUUGUAAAAUGGGGGGUGGUAAGCCAGUAAGAUGAGAUAUAUUAACUCCAGAAAGAUGGCAAUGGAUGUCAUCAAGAGGAAUUUAGGUUAGAGAUAAGACCAUAAGACAUAGGAGCGGAAGUAAGGCCAUUCGGCCCAUCGAGUCCACUCCGCCA
Chiloscyllium plagiosum (whitespotted bambooshark) is the source of this 2013-nucleotide messenger RNA. The record is from RefSeq and is a predicted model, not a curated record. NCBI's taxonomy places the organism in Eukaryota, Metazoa, Chordata, Chondrichthyes, Orectolobiformes, Hemiscylliidae.